Molecule: messenger RNA, 1017 nt
Organism: Haemonchus placei
Lineage: Eukaryota; Metazoa; Nematoda; Chromadorea; Rhabditida; Trichostrongylidae
Source: the annotation of a GenBank genome assembly
AUGUUGGACUCACCUGUUCGCAUCUUCCGCUGCCCAAUCUGCAGCGAAAACGGCCUCAAUCCUCCGUUGCAGGACCUCAGUCUGCUCAUUGAACACAUCGCCAAGCACUACCAGUUCUAUCUUUAUGAAUGUCGCGAAUGUCGAGCACGGUUUGCGACGCCCUUUAUAGCAAACUUCCACAUCAAGGAGGGCAUCUGCAGACAUGAGGACGGUGAUUUACGCCCUGACGGGAACGAGGCUCUGAUCGCCGUCAACCUGGAUGACAUCGAGUUCUCGUCAUUUUGUACCCUACAGAAUGCUAUCACCAAAUGCACACAGGAUAUGUUACUCGAACAAAAGGCGGCUAUUGAAAAGGACUGUGAAAAGAACGAAAGGGAAGCUGCGAUGAACGCAGGACUUUCAGAGGAAGCAAGUGCAAAGGAGACCCUCUCAAGCCCUCGGAGCCCUUCGCUCCCACUGGAUGAAGGAGCACGGGGCCAGCAGGCCCCAUGCUCUUCUAAAGAUCCAUUGCGUGGACAACGGCCUAAAAUUCCAAAGAAGUCUCUCAAGGAUUUCAAGGACUGCAGGGCAUCUGAUCGGUUUGGCUCCGAUCGCGUUGAAAGUACGGUUUACGGCUCGUUGAAUCGAGAUUCUCAAGCAGACCGCGUCUCAUCAAGUCCGUAUACUACCCAUGUGAUCGCAGAUGGACUGCAUCGUCGGCGAGUCGUUCGAUCCGAACUGGAUGACAGGCCUCGGAAAAUCAGGAUUCAAGACGAUGGAGCGACUGUGAUACACCGCCACGAAUCUGUCGAACGUACUACGACGGACUCGUGGCGAACUCCACGAGAAAGGAGAAACGACGACGGACAACUCCACGCCCAUGGAUCGGCCCACCUGGAACCCUGGGACAGGAGAGGAGCAGAUGCGCCGGAGCUAAUCCUAUUCUCUCCUUUCGGCAACACUGAGAAACUGACCGAUCGACGGCCUCACCUCUCACCGCCUCGUGUAGCUCGUUUGCCCAGUUUACUUGACUUGUAG